Nyctereutes procyonoides (raccoon dog) is the source of this 6668-nucleotide messenger RNA. Its product is annotated as AP-3 complex subunit sigma-1-like. Gene Ontology annotation, cellular component: intracellular membrane-bounded organelle; membrane coat; AP-3 adaptor complex. Gene Ontology annotation, biological process: Golgi to vacuole transport; intracellular protein transport. The record is from RefSeq and is a predicted model, not a curated record. NCBI's taxonomy places the organism in Eukaryota, Metazoa, Chordata, Mammalia, Carnivora, Canidae.
AGAAGAAAACAGGGUAAAUAAAACCAACAUAUCAUAUGAGCUUGGUACUUCUUGGAACCAAAGCCGCAAACCUGGGAAAUAAGCUAAGAAUGACGACUUAAGGGUUCCUGUUCGGGGAGCACAAGGAGAAGAUGGCACAAAACCAGAGAGACUCGGCAGGAGGGGGCCGGUGGGGAAGGAUCGCCGUUGAGAUCCCGCCCCGGCCCCCACCCAGUCCCACCCGGUCCGCCGGCUCAGCCAUGAUCAAGGCGAUCCUCAGCUUCAACAACCACGGGAAGCCGCGGCUCUCCAAGUCCUACCAGCCCGACAGUGAAGAUACACAACAGCACAUCAGCAGGGAGACAUUCCAUUUGGUAGCUAAGAGAGAUGGAAAUGUUUGUAAUUUCCUAGACGGAGGACUGUUAAUCGGAGGAUCUGACAACAAACUGAUGUAUAGACAUUAUGCAACGCUGUAUUUUGUUUUUUGUGUGGAUUCUUCAGAAAGUGAACUUGGCAUUUUAGAUCUAAUUCAAGUCUUUGUGGAAAUAUUAGACAAGUGUUUUGAAUGUGAACUGGAUUUAAUUUUCCGUGAUAAGGUUCACGAUAUUCUUGCAGAAAUGGUGAUGGGGGAAAUGGUAUUGGAGACCAACAUGAAUGAGACUGUUACACAAAUUGAUGCACAAAAUAAACUGGAGAAAUCUGAGGCUGGCUUAGCGGGAGCUCCAGCCGUGCUGUAUAAGCUGUAAAGAAUAUGAGUCUUCCGGAGAUCCCAAGAAAUAUUAACAUUGGUGAUAUCAGUAUAAAAGUGCCAAACCUGGCCUCUUUUAAAUAAAAUUAAAAGGCCACUCCCAGGUAAAAUCCAGGGGGAAAAGUCAUCUAAGUUUACCAUGCACUUAUUUACCAAAAAUAAGAGGAAGAGAGUCUUAACUUUUGCUCUGGAUUUAAGUCAAGGUACUGUAUAAAAGUUGUGUAAAAUCGUAUGGAAGUUCAAUGUUGCUUUUCUUGCUCAGUGAUUUUGAAGAAAUUGAGUAGUUCCAGUGUGAUAUUUCUCUUUCUUUUCUAAACCGCAUUCCUGUGCCCACCUGAAAGCAUGCCUCUAUGUAUUGGCUACUACAGUAAUUCAAACAGUGUUUGAGACAUUUCUUUAAAUUAUGUACAAUCCACAAUGUUGGUGUAUUGUAUGGAUCACAAGUGCAGCAUCCCAUAAUUCUUUGUGUUAUUUGUCACGGUUGUUAUUUAAACAACCAAAUAUGUAUUGCAUGAAAACAUUAUGACCUUUCCUCUUAGUUUAAAUAAACUCCAAGGUAACUGGACUUCUAAAGUACCUUUCUAUUUGCCUGAUAUCUACUUUAGCAAUAAUUUUUUUAUGACCCUCUGACUCAACAAAGUAAAUAAAAGUAUAUUUUAUCACUGUUAAAAACAAACAAACAAACAAACAAACAAACAAAUCCCAGAGACUCCUUCCCCAAGGUACUGGGAAAACUGGGAACUUUCCUGUACUGCACUUUUCGGUAAAAUUGUUCCCAUCAUUAACCUAAUCUUCCCAUUCCAAUUUUCAGGGGAAAAAAAAAAAAAAAAAAAAGACCAAAGCCCUACAAAUGAUGAUAGCUCCAAAGUUAAAGCUCAGUGGAUUCCAUCUGAGUAACUUAAAACGAAUGAAUGUAUUUUACUCAUUCACAUUUAAAAGUAAUUAAUUUAAUAAAAUUUAUAGGUAAUAACUAUAGUUUACAUAUAGAUAUAAUAUCUAGUUAAUAAUUUGACUUUUCUUCAGCUCCAUUUUUAGAAACAAAGCUAAGGAAAACAAGUCCUUCCUUUAUCAUUUUGAUACCAGAUGCGAAGAAAACAAUUUCUUUCAACAUAUUUGAGAAUUUAUCAAUUCUGAUGCCUAGAAACUGGCAAAUGAGAGAUAUUCGCAUAAUCAUUUAAAAAUUACUAGUGUAACCACUCAAAAGUUAAAUGUCAGUAACAAAUGUCUGAGGGCAGACAGGUCUACAGGGACGUGGGCUCAGACUGCCCAGUCAUGAGUGUGUGUGUGAUGCCUGGAAGAAUGACUUUCAUGGGUUACAUUCUAAAAUUCUGAAUUAAAAAAAAUUGUUAUAAUUUCUAUUUUAUUUUUCUCAUAAGCAUGAAAUAAGAUGUGACAUCACACCAAUGUAUUAAGAACUCACUCAACUGAAAUCAGAGAUUUAAAAAACUCUAGUUAGCUUGUGCAUUGCUGAGUGUUGUAAGUAAGCAAACGUAUGCUAUGGAAUGGCUGCUGGGCCUUUUCAAACACUCCUCCAGCUGUCUAAAGGAAACACUAACUGGAAAAGACAGGUGCUGUCAAGGAUAGCAGAGAGCUACCUGCAUGUGUGCAGAACAGGAGUUAUGUGGAUUUGCCUGCAUUUGAAAUGGAAACAAUGAAAUGAUAAACCAGACGCCAAUAUUAUUUUCAGGAGGAAGAGAACAGGGGACACGGAACAGUGAGGCAUCUCUGAAUAUACCUCGUCAUACAACUUCUACUUUGGAAAUGUAAGUGUUUUACAGCUUAAAAAACAAAAAUAAGGGCAGCCCCGGUGGCGCAGCGGUUUAACGCCGCCUACAGCCUAGGGCGUGAUCCUGGGGACCCUGGAUUGAGUCCCACGUCGGGCUCCCAGUAUGGAGCCUGCUUCUCCCUCUGCCUGUGUCUCUGCCUCUCUCUCUGUCUCUAUAAAUAAAUAAAAAAAUUAAAAAAAAUUAAAAAAAAAACCAAAAAACAAAAAUAAACACAAAAAGCAGCUGCCCAAAACUGAAAAUCAAACUAAAACAAGACUAACUACAUGUUCGUAGUUAUAUACAAGAUAUAUACAAGUAUAUAUACAAGAAUAAAAAAUAAAACCUCAACAAAUAAAAAACAAAACAAGAAAAAUCUUAAACUUCACUUUGUAAUUUAGCGGUUGGUAGUUACAGUGGUAUUACUCUUUUGGAAGAAUUUUAUAUAUACGCUGCAGGAUAGUGUAUGAGCAAUUAUGUGGGUUAGGAAUGACGAUUUUCAGUGUAAGAGAGAUGAUACAUCUUUCUUAUAUCUAAGUAAGAUAUAAAGUCAAAGAGGUAGAGAUCCUGAAAGCUAAAAUUGAAUUAGCAGUAACAGUAUGAUCUCAUGAUUUGUUUUCUUUCAAUUAUACGCAUUUCCCAGCACUUCACUGAAAGGCCAUGAAGCAAUGACAACCCAACAGCAGUAAGCACAUUAGUCCUCAGGCUGUUGCUGCUAAACACCAUUCCUCCCAAGAGAACCAGUGUUCCUUAGAUAAACGGCUGAUUCCUGAUCUGAAGCAAGAAACAGAAAGUAAAUCAGAAGGCAAGGAAACUACUGGGGGGAAAAAAAAAGGCAAGGAAGCGACCAGAGACUAAUGGCUUAAGUCAAACGGACACAGGACCAACACACAAAGGGGUGUGAAUGGUUAGAACAGGGAAAAACUGAGCAAAGCAAGCCCACAGAGAGUGCAGGAGACUGAAACACAUGGGUAACACGACCCCUGGGGUCUCUGCCCUCACUCCUUGGAUCUUGGCUUCCCUGCGGCGAUUUUAGAAUGUCUGUGCUUGGAGUGCACAGCUGGCCAGCUCGGGCAGGAAGCUUCCAAACUAGCUACAUAUAGUAUCAGAGGACUUGCUUGUGGCUUCCUGAUGCACAUAGAUCACUAUGGAGUGAACUUCAGAAGAAGGUUUUUUUUAAAGUAGGCUCCACACCCAGCAUGGAGCCCAUCACUGGGCUUGAUCUCAUGACCCUGUGAUCACGACCUGAGCUGAAAUCAAGAGUUGGACGCCCGAACAACUGCACCACCCAAGCGCCUGUUAUAAAAUUCAAAAAGUAAACUACAGAAAUGGAUGAUCUUCAUACACAGAAAUAUUUUAUAUAUAUAUACAACAUAUAUGUGUGUGUAUGUGUAUAUAUAUAUUUAUUAUUUAUAUAAAUAAAAGUACUAUAUAUAAAAAUCCUAUUUAUACAGGGAAACACAAGCAAACACAAGCUUUCCCUUAGACUCUAGAUAUUGGUCUUUAAAUGCAGAUAAACGUCUGGAAAGACAUACUUAAGUUAGUACGAAUUUUUCUUAUACAAUAAGCAGGUGUUCACGUUUUUAAUGACAAAAAAAUUAAAAAUACAGUACAUUUCUCCUAAAAUUCUUUUCCCAACAUAAAAUUGGCUCUCUUUAUGUAAUAAAUCAUAUUCUCCUUUUUGACAUCUACUUGUUCAAUCUCUUUCCAUUCCUCCAAGGUGUUCCUUAAAAAUUAAGAGCAAUCUUGGAGUUAUGCAUUAAAGAACCAGGACAUUUAGCCAGAAGGCCACUAACAAGGUCAUGAAGUGAACCUGGCACCCAGUGAGUCUAAAAAGCAGGUUUGCCAGGUGGACCCUUGCCUCUGGGUGACUCCCCUGUGACAGGCAUGGCCUCUGAGACAGGCGAGGCCCCGGCUGGACCACUCAGAUGGUCAUGAAGCUUUUUACAGGGUGGACUCAAAAUCUGCCUCUGAAACUUCGAUGUGAUGGUCUAUUUGGAAUCCAGAUGAGGACACGGCAUGAGCCCUUAAUGUCUCGUAGGGGAGUUGAGCGUUUGUUUUCUGUGACAAAACAAGAUACUACCUAAUAUAAUAGAAGGAGACAAUAUUAACACUCACUACCCCAGAAAACUUGUCCAGGCUUCAUAGUGGGUGACGUACGCUCUGGGGGAUACCACAGGUACUCCAACUGUUGUGUGUUGUAAAUAGUCGGGAGAUGACACAGGCACUUAGGUCGGCCACACCUAGAACCAGCAGACGCCAUCACAGGCCUUUUGAACUUGAAUCGGGUAUGUAAUCUCUCUGCAUCUCAGUUUCCUCAUCUAAAAAAGUGAGCAUGGGAAGAGUACUUACACCUUACGGGGUUAAAGAUACCUGGUUAGUGCUGCCUACAGUGCCUGCGUCUUAUAAGCACAAAUGAAUAUGUGCUCUUCUAAUUAUUAACUUUAUUUCCUUAGCAAGAAACCAAAUAUAACCUAAUUCUAGAAACUGGAUAGUUGCUUUAAGUUACUUUUAUUUAGCCACUGAGGUAUUUUAUCUGGCAUUUACACUCUUCGGGCUGUUGUGGUACGUGAAAUGACGGUAUUUAUAAGCCGCCACAUUUAAUGUUAUUUUGCUUUGGAGAGGUGACCCCUGACUACAGACUACAUUUCCCCAAACUGGCCACAGCAACACCCCCCUUCCUGCUUUUCCAGCACCUUGCCACCCCCAUCAGGAAGUGGAGUGGAUUCCCCUUCCUCCUGAACCUGGGCGGGACUCUGUGACCACUGCAGUUAACAGGGCAACAUGGAAAUAAUGCUGCAUAACUUCCGAGGCUAAGUCAUAAAAGGUGAUGUGGUUGCUGCCUGGUUCUUCUCUUGUGACACUUGCCCCUGGCGCUCACCAUGCCACCCUUCUACAGGGACGGGUUUUUGUUUGUUUUUUAAAUAUUUUAUUUAUUUAUUCAUGACAGACAGAGAGAGACAGAGGCAGAGACACAGGCAGAAGGAGAAGCAGGCUCUCUGCAGGGAGCCCAACAUGGGACUCGAUCCCGGGUCCCGAGGAUCACGCCCUGGGCUGAAGGCGGCGCUAAACUCCUGAGCCACCCGGGCUCGGCAUGACGCCUAAAGCACGACACGUGGAGAAGGUCCCAUGGUGAGGAACGGAGGAGUCCCUGGACAACAGCCAGCAUCAACUGGCUGACUCAGACACGUGUGAACAGUCUUGUGAACCUAAGUGGAGAUGCUUCCAGCUGAGGCACCAGAUACUGUGAAGCAGAGACAAGCCACCUCCACUGGGACCCGUCCAAAUUCUUGGCCCAGUGGUUCUCAGAGCAUAGUAAACGGUGGUCUGCUCGUGAUACAGCCAGAGUAACCAAAAUAGCCUAGACCCAGCCCCGCCCCUGCCAGGGCCGCAGUCUGCACCACUGGGGAGCUUGCAGGAAAUGCAAAUUCUCAGCUCCCACUCAUAGCACAUGAAUCAAAAUCUCUGCGGGUAAGACCCAGGAAUCCGCGUCCGUCCGUGAAGUCUCAGAGACAAUUUACAGCUAGCAGUUGAGAGGCACUCGGCACAGCCUAGAUGCCGGGGGCUGGCAAAGGCCCCAUUGCGGGGCUCAGGGAGCCUGCCCUGCCUCAGCCGAUGGGCAGUCUUCCGGAAGAUGUGCGUCUCCGACAGGAGGAUGAAAUAAGGCACCUGGGCCGGCUCCUAGAAAGGAGGCAGGACUCGGGGAAGGGCCACCUGAACGAAGGGGGAAGAUCGGAUAGAGGAAAAAACAGGGUGGGGAGCGGAGGCGUAGUAAUAGAUUUCGAAGCCCUCUUCUCUGGGGCUCCUGUCUCGGGAGGCACCUUUACUUCGGAGCACCGGUAUGGGGUUGGGCAGGUGUCAGCUCAGAGGACUUCUGCCACGUCUUUUAAAUUAUCCAGCCGAUCAGGAUUAAGAAACGAAAUUUUUUAAAAAGGCAGGGAUUCAGGUCAGAAUCCUGUCAGCACGAGGAAAAAAGUCUCAUGUUGCGGUGUCUCUCGGGAACCUGAGGACAAGGUGAAGUAGGAAAUUCCUCACGUGCUGCACUGGAGCAUUCAGGGCGGAUACAAAUCAGCACAUGCUAAAUCACCAUUUGCAAGUUUCACAAAUCUCUAGACAGUGGAGCUGAGACAAAGCGAAUCAACUUAUUGUUAACAUGAUGUGCAGUAAGGAGGGCCACC